Molecule: messenger RNA, 818 nt
Organism: Ylistrum balloti
Lineage: Eukaryota; Metazoa; Mollusca; Bivalvia; Pectinida; Pectinidae
Product: dnaJ homolog subfamily C member 27-like
Exons: 7
Coding region: 1-807 (268 amino acids)
Molecular function (GO): GTPase activity; GTP binding
Source: RefSeq, a predicted model, not a curated record
AUGCCUACUGCAAUGGAUAAAAACAAAAAGCGGUCUCUACGCAUCAAAAUCAUCAGUAUGGGAAAUGCAGAGGCCGGAAAGAGUUGUGUGAUAAAGCGAUUCUGUGAGAAACGAUUUGUCCAUAAAUACUUAGCCACUAUUGGUAUAGACUAUGGGGUGACAAGAGUAACAGUGAAAGAUCGUGAUGUCAAAGUGAAUAUAUUUGACAUGGCGGGACAUCCAAUAUUUUAUGAAGUGCGAAAUGAAUUUUAUAAAGACACCCAAGGUGCUAUCAUAGUGUAUGAUAUAUCAAAUAGAUCAAGUUUUGAUGCUCUAGACUCAUGGGUUCAGGAGAUGCAGAAUGAAACUGGAAAUCAAACAGAUGCAGAAAAUGUGGUUGUAUGUGUGUGUGGAAAUAAGACUGACAAGAAGAGGUCUGUGGAUGAAGUAGAGGGACGUUUAUGGUCAGAAACUAAAGGCUACAUGUUCUUUGAAACAUCUGCACAGACAGGAGAGGGGGUAACAGAAAUGUUUCAGGCACUAUUUGAUGCAGUGGUAGUAGCAGCAGAAAAUGGUGGUAAAAAGGUCCCCAUACAGACACAGCUGGGCUACUCAAAGGAACAAGCAGAUGCCAUACAGAAACUUAAGUCUGCGAAAUCAGACUAUGAACGACUUGGGCUGAUACCUGGGGCUACAAAGGAGGAUGUCAAUCGAGCGUACAGGAAGUUGGCUGUGCUCCUUCACCCUGACAAGAGUGUUGCUCCAGGAAGUGAAGAGGCAUUCAAACUAUUGGUAGCAUCACGUACGGCUCUAUUGAAACGUUGCUAGCAGGACUGACA